Artibeus jamaicensis (Jamaican fruit-eating bat) is the source of this 3722-nucleotide messenger RNA. RefSeq names its product mitogen-activated protein kinase 8 (gene MAPK8). The coding region runs from base 256 to 1539 and encodes 427 amino acids. The record is from RefSeq and is a predicted model, not a curated record. Gene Ontology annotation, cellular component: cytoplasm; nucleus. Lineage: Eukaryota; Metazoa; Chordata; Mammalia; Chiroptera; Phyllostomidae. Gene Ontology annotation, molecular function: JUN kinase activity; ATP binding. Gene Ontology annotation, biological process: protein phosphorylation; JNK cascade. The transcript has 13 exons.
UGAGUCGUGCUGGGUAACGGCCUUGGCGACAAACCGGACAGCACCGGCCCCCUCGGGCAGGCUUUCCUGUUGCCGUUCGUUGUGCUGUUGGAUGGGGAAACUGAGGCAGAUAAAUACUUCCCUGGGUCGUAGGACCAGAAUCUGAAUCCACACAUUUUGCUCCAGAGUCUGAAUUUUAACCACUGCUUUGUGCUCCCUCUCUACUGCUUCUCAGUGAAUUUUUGGAUGAAGCCAUUAAACUAAUUGCUUGCCAUCAUGAGCAGAAGUAAGCGGGACAGCAAUUUUUAUAGUGUAGAAAUUGGAGAUUCUACAUUCACAGUCCUGAAACGAUAUCAGAAUUUAAAACCUAUAGGCUCAGGAGCUCAAGGAAUAGUAUGUGCCGCUUAUGAUGCCAUUCUUGAAAGAAAUGUUGCAAUCAAGAAGCUAAGCCGGCCAUUUCAGAAUCAAACUCAUGCUAAGCGGGCUUACAGAGAGCUAGUUCUUAUGAAAUGUGUUAAUCACAAAAAUAUAAUUGGCCUUUUGAAUGUUUUCACACCACAGAAAUCCCUAGAAGAAUUUCAAGAUGUUUACAUAGUCAUGGAGCUUAUGGAUGCAAAUCUUUGCCAAGUGAUUCAGAUGGAACUAGAUCAUGAAAGAAUGUCCUACCUUCUCUAUCAGAUGCUGUGUGGAAUCAAGCACCUUCACUCUGCUGGAAUCAUUCAUCGGGACUUAAAGCCAAGUAAUAUAGUAGUAAAAUCAGACUGCACUUUGAAGAUUCUUGACUUUGGACUUGCCAGGACUGCAGGAACUAGUUUUAUGAUGACACCUUAUGUAGUGACUCGCUACUACAGAGCACCUGAAGUCAUCCUAGGGAUGGGCUACAAAGAGAACGUUGACAUUUGGUCAGUUGGGUGCAUCAUGGGAGAAAUGAUCAAAGGUGGUGUUUUGUUCCCAGGUACAGAUCAUAUUGAUCAGUGGAAUAAAGUUAUUGAACAGCUUGGAACACCGUGUCCUGAAUUCAUGAAGAAACUACAACCAACAGUAAGGACUUAUGUUGAAAACAGACCUAAGUAUGCUGGAUAUAGCUUUGAGAAACUCUUCCCCGAUGUACUUUUCCCUGCCGACUCAGAACACAACAAACUUAAAGCCAGUCAGGCAAGGGAUUUAUUAUCCAAAAUGCUGGUCAUUGAUGCAUCUAAAAGGAUCUCUGUAGAUGAAGCUCUUCAGCACCCAUACAUCAAUGUCUGGUAUGAUCCUUCUGAAGCAGAAGCUCCACCACCAAAGAUACCUGACAAGCAGUUAGAUGAAAGGGAACACACGAUAGAAGAGUGGAAAGAAUUAAUAUACAAGGAAGUUAUGGACUUGGAGGAGAGAACCAAGAAUGGAGUUAUACGCGGACAGCCCUCUCCUUUAGGUGCAGCAGUGAUCAAUGGCUCUCAGCAUCCAUCGUCAUCGUCGUCUGUCAAUGAUGUGUCUUCAAUGUCAACAGAUCCAACUUUGGCCUCAGAUACAGACAGCAGUCUAGAAGCCUCAACGGGACCACUAGGCUGCUGUAGAUGACUACUUGGGCCUUGGGGGGUGGGGGCAGGGUGGGAGGGAUGGGGAGUCGUUUAGUCAUUGAUAGAACUACUUUGAAAACUAAAAGUAAGUCAGUGGUCUUAUUUUGAGUGAUUUCAAAAAGGUAGAAUUCAUUUUGUAGUAAAGUAGUUUAUUUUUUUUAAUUUCAAGUGAUGUAAUUUAAAACUUAAGUUGUGUUUUAAAACAGCAACAAAACGUAUUAUAUUUUUGCUGUAAUUAACUGUAUAAUGUAAACCUAAUUAUUUUAUCAUGGUUUAAAAUUUUUGCAUAUUUGCUUUAUCUUAUGCUGCUGAUUUUUUUUACUGAAUUUAUAAGAUUUUGUUUAUCAAAGCAACUAUUAUGUGGUGACUUGCCUAUAUCAUGAAUUAUUUAAGAUUUUUAUAGUUUUUUUUAAUUUGAAAUUAUUUCAAAUGUUCACGAUGCUGUCCUUCAGGGUUAUGUGCUUAUCAAUGAAAUAAUCACAGAAGAGUGAGAGGGAAUAACUUGUAGCCACUUAUAUUCAGGAAUAACUACUGUAAAUGAUGAACAUGUUUUUAAAAAAAGAACCUCCAGAUUUGCUACUUGCCAAACCUAAUUUAGUUAAGCAAUUGGUGUACAGUCCUACAAGAAUUUUGGCAAAAGCCCCAUCAUCUAAAUGACAGAAUAACUCGGAGCAUGUCUUUGAAAAUGCUGGGCAUCUACCACCACCCUUCUAUUCCCCCAACCACACCUAACAAAUGUGAAGUGAAAAGAAGGUGGUGUUUUCUGCAAAUCUGUGGCAUGCUCAAAGCUUAUGAUCACAUAAAAUCAAGAGGAUACUUAAUAAAUAAUACAUUUCAAUGCAAAUAAAAACAUGGUUCACUUCUACUAGCUAUGAGCCUAUUUUCAUACACACUGAGUUAAUCUGCUCAGGCUGUAGGCCCCAGUGAUGAUCUGGUCUUUCUCCUCCCUGCAGCCUCAAGCCCUUGGACCUUUUUGGUUUCCUGUUAGAGUGUCAGUCAGUUGAGCACCAGUUUGGGCGUUUCUGGCCAUUUGAUUCUACCUGUAGCAUAAUCAUGUUUUUGCAAGCUGUUCGGAGGUUCCAAAGCCUACUAGAUAUUUGUAGGUAAUGUAUCAAAUGAGCAAUAUACUGUUCAUCAGAAAAUAGUAGCACACAGCCAUAUAUAAGGUAUCAUUUUCCUAGGACUGUUUCUUCACACUGAGCAGAGCAGGCAUAAAUGGUGAUUAUUUAGUCUAAGGCUUUCAUUUUUUUAUAUCUGAUUUUCAGUGAAACACACACUGUGGGUGUUGAGUAGUGUAAGAACGGUGCUGCUCCUGACGAGUGGAUGUUAACUGUUUACAUUUUAUAUCUGCAGAAUUAUUUCUGCGUAACUGAAUUUUUCUUAAGUAAAAUGUCUUUGAAGUCUCAUCUCUAAAAUGCAUUGUCUCUAAUCCCCCAGGCACUUUUUGUUAUAUUUGGAACAAGAGAGAUUACAUGUCGUGAACUGGGAAAUGCAUACUUAAAUCAGUGACUGGGUUCUAGGCAGAAAGCUCAUUAGAAUUAAAGGCCAACAAGAGCAAGAACUGGUGUGGCUCAGCAUGUGGCGUCUGAAAGUUGGCUUGGCAUGUUAUUUGUGUAUUUAGUGCAAAACUCCUUUUGAGUAAAGUAUUUUAGAUUGUUGUUAAUGUGCAAUAUUUAGGAUUAAAUACAUUAGCCUUUUUAUAUGCUUUAAAACAGCAAGUUUGUUUUUGGUGGUUUAAAAGUCAUGAUUUCCUGUCUCAAAGUUACCAACCUUUGUAUCAAACCCUUUUCUACUCAUACAACAUGGUAUAUUAAUUUCAUUAAGCAGAUUAGAGUGUUGAGACUUUUUGAUUUGUAGAAACAGAAUUGGAUAUACAGAGGAAUCUGAGCAUAAGUGUGUUAUUAGUUUGUUAGUUUUACAGUUAAUUAGCUGUUUUCUAGGAUAGAUCAUUUCACUGUUGCACUUUAAUAACUGACAUGCUUUCAGAAGCUUCCCAUAUUUUGUUUGAUUGCUAGUAAGCCAUCUCUAUUGAUACAGAUUGUGGUUAAGCAAGGAAAACCAAGUGUUCUUAUUGUAUCAUUUGUUGUAAAUGCCAGCUCCCACUUGCCAACCAGCGUGUUUCAGUUGAUUCAGAGAAAAUGAACUCUUAUUAGUUAAUGUAGAUUAAAAAAUACUUAAACUCUG